UUGAUCUCAGGGUUGUGAGUUUACGCCCCAUCCAUGUUGGGUGUAGAGUUUACUUUUAAAAAAAAUCCCUUUGGCCAAAUAUCUUACAUUAUAUUAACUUAAAUAUUCCACUUUCACCGUUGAGUUUUGCUUCCUCCUGGAGGGCAAGAGUUUGUACAUUAUUAAGCUUAGAUAGUAAAUUAAAAUGAUUUUAAGUGGUUUGUUUUACUUUUCAGAUUGUUGAAUUAAUAUUAUCAAGUAUUGUACAAUGAAAUUAUUUCAAUUUUAAAAUGGAUUAAACUUUUUUAGAAAGUAAAAUAUUUUAAGUAAUAAGAUUUUGUGAUUUGUUGGUCUUUAAUGAAAUAUUAAAUUGAUCCUAAGUUAUUCACUUUAAAUUCUGUUAUUUAUAGUCAGUGUACUUCCAGUGAGUAAUUCAGUCUGUGUUCUUCAAAAGUUGCUUGAAUUUUUGUUCUAUUAAGAACAUCUGAAGUUAGAUCUUUGGAUGAACCUAAUGGAAUUAAGAAUGUUUUCUUAGAUCAUUGAAGAAGCUACUAGAUUUUAACUAAGACAUAUCAAAUCUCCUUUGAUUUGGAUGGUAAUAUUUGAAUGGAAUAUUCCAUAAUUCCAAAAUAAUACAAAACAUUUUUAAAAUCCUUCUAAUACAGAACAUGCCUAUUUUGGUCCCAGUCACUCCUGAAUUUACAAUGACUAUAUUCUUAAAUAUUCUAGAGAAAAACAUCUAUUUUCAUUUUGGAAAGUUAUCAAUAUUUCAAAAACAAAUACACAAAAAGAUUCUUAAGUACCACUGAGUGUCUCCUGUUGUAAUGACUAAAGCUCUCAGCUCUGCUAGCUAUUUUAAGCCACUAUGAUCUUACCUAGAGUUAACCAAUGCUCUUUCACCCUUGUGGUUAAUAAAAUUCAAAAAAAAAAAACAAAAAACUAGUUUGGAAUGAAAUUGUAUCACUUUUAACCAGGACUACUAAUAUAAAUACUUUUUUUUAAAAGGAUUUUAUUUAUUCAUGAGAGACACAGAGAGAAAGGCAGAGACACAGGCAGAGGGAGAAGCGGCCCCCUGUGGGGAACCCAGAGGACUUGACCCCAAGACCACAGGAUCACGCCCUGAGCCAAGGCAGACACAGCCACUGAGCCACCCAGGUGCCCCUAUAAAUACUAUCUAUCUGGCACUGAUCAAUAGUAUCCCAUUCCAACAUUACUACAAUGACUCAUGAUCAUAACUACUAAAAAUUUGCAGACUCCUGAAGUGAUGAUUGGUGUCUAAGCCACAAGCCCGGACCUUAUAUUUUUUUUAAAAAAAUAUUUUAUUUAUUUACUCAUGAGAUAUUACAGAGAGAAAGAGACACAGGCAGAGGGAGAGGCAGGCCCCCUGUGGGGAGCCGAUGUGGGACUCAAUCCCAGGACCCCAGGAUCACAGCCUGAGCCAAAGGCAGAUGCUCAACCACUGAGCCACCCAGGUACCCCUAGACCUUGGAUUAAUGAGAAGGAAAGGUUUGUUUUUUAUUGUUUUUCUGUUUUUUUUUUUCUUUUUUUAAGAAAAUGAUUUUUUUUUUUUUUUUUAAGAUUUUAUUUAUUCGUGAGAGACCCAGAGAGAGGCAGAGACACAGGCAGAGGGAGAAGCAGGCUCCAUGCCGGGAGCCCUAUGUGGGACUCGAUCCUGAGACUCCAAGAUCAUGCCCUGGACCUAAGGUUCGACACCACCACCUCUGUGCACCGGGAGAGAAAAGGAGAGAAAAGGAGAGAAAAGGAGAGAAAAGGAGAGAAAAGGAGCAGGCACAGCCAAAUGCUAACUACCUGACCUCGGAAUAGGCUAUGCGUGUAUUCGCUGCCCUGCUCCCUCACCUCUCUGCACACAAACGGUCAAAACAGAAUGCUGGGGCAGUUAGCGUGUGUAACCCGCCCCCCGCCCCCCGCCCCCCUGCGCGGUAGCCGGAGCGCCCGGGCGGCCGGCCCGGGCCCCGACCCCUGACCCCCGACCCCCGACCCCCGACCCCAGCCGCCGCCGGGCACCGCGCGCAGCUCCCACCCGCCUCCCCUCGGCCCCGUCUGGGCAUGCUCAGACGGCCCGCGCGCCUGCCCCGCCCCUCGGGCGUACGCGUGCGCACAAGGCGCGGGCGCGCGGCUCCGGGAGGCACGCGAGGCGCCCGCUGCGGGACGCGGCGGCCGGCUGAGGUGCGGACCUGAGGUGAUGGAGCCGCCGAAGGUGGAAAAGUUCAGCUCCGCCAGCAGGGGAAACGGGCUGCGCGCGUCGGCGCAGCUGCGCCCGGGAGAGCUGCUCUUCCGCUCGGAUCCCCUGGCGUACACGGUGUGCAAGGGGAGUCGUGGCGUCGUCUGCGACCGCUGCCUCCUCGGGAAGGAAAAACUGAUGCGAUGUUCUCAAUGCCGAGUUGCCAAAUACUGUAGUGCUAAGUGUCAGAAAAAAGCUUGGCCGGACCACAAGCGAGAAUGCAAAUGCCUUAAAAGCUGCAAACCCAGGUAUCCCCCGGAUUCCGUUCGACUGCUUGGCAGAGUUGUUUUCAAACUGAUGGAAGAAACACCCUCUGAAUCGGAGAAACUUUACUCAUUUUAUGAUCUGGAGUCAAAUAUUAACAAACUGACUGAAGAUAAGAAAGAUGGCCUCAGGCAACUUGUAAUGACAUUUCAACAUUUCAUGAGAGAAGAAAUCCAGGAUGCUUCUCAGCUGCCACCUUCCUUUGACAUCUUUGAAGCUUUUGCAAAAGUGAUCUGCAAUGCUUUCACCAUCUGUAAUGCGGAGAUGCAGGAAGUUGGUGUUGGCCUCUAUCCUAGUAUGUCUUUGCUCAAUCACAGCUGUGACCCCAAUUGCUCCAUUGUGUUCAACGGGCCCCACCUCUUACUGCGAGCAGUCCGAGACAUCGAGGCAGGAGAGGAGCUCACCAUCUGCUACCUGGACAUGCUGAUGACCAGCGAGGAGCGCCGGAAGCAGCUGAAGGAUCAGUACUGUUUUGAGUGUGACUGUGUCCGAUGUGAAACCCAAGACAAGGAUGCUGAUAUGCUCACUGGCGAUGAGCAAGUAUGGAGGGAAGUUCAAGAAUCCUUGAAAAAAAUUGAAGAACUGAAGGCACAUUGGAAGUGGGAACAGGUGCUGGCCAUGUGCCAGACGAUCAUCAGCAGCAAUGCCGAACGGCUUCCUGACAUCAACGUCUACCAGCUGAGGGUGCUUGACUGUGCCAUGGACGCCUGCAUCAACCUCGGUCUGCUGGAGGAGGCAUUGUUCUACGGAAUUCGAACCAUGGAGCCGUACCGGAUUUUCUUCCCCGGAAGCCAUCCCGUCAGAGGGGUGCAGGUAAUGAAGGUGGGCAAACUGCAGUUGCACCAAGGCAUGUUCCCUCAGGCGAUGAAGAAUCUCAGACUGGCUUUUGAUAUUAUGAGAGUGACACACGGCAGAGAGCACAGCCUGAUUGAAGAUUUGAUUCUCCUUUUAGAAGAAUGUGACGCCAGCAUAAGAGCAUCCUAAGGGGUCAAAUCGAGGGAAGGAUGUCUUCUACCCUUAUCGAAUGCCUUAUAGAGGUCUCACGCCUAUACUGCUGUGUGAGCCUCCCUACUGGGGAUGCUACUCUGUGUUUAUGUAGAUAAAACAAAGGCAGACAUACAGUGCGCAAACCACAAGGAUCAUUAGUGGUAGAGAAGCACAAUUAUAAUAAAUAUAAACAAUUUGGUUGAAAAUGCCGUCUGGUAAUCACUUGCUUCCUCAUUGGUGACUUUAAUGUUUAAGAUCUCAACAUUAAUGAAAGAAAGCUCUAUUAAAAUCUUGGUAGAAUAAGUUGUAACUUUCUCCUUAAAUAUCUGUGGGGAUAAUUGGAUUAAAAAUCAGUGUUUUCACAAACAAAAUCUUAAGGUCUAUUUUGUUAAGCAAGUGGAGUUUCAGAUGUUUUCUUUACUAUUUGUCAUAAAUGAUAUAUAUAUCCCUUACUUAUUCCCAAUACAUCUCUAAUACAAAGUUGUGUCCUGAAUCCUAGAAGUCAUUUUAGGUGUUAGUAGAAAAUCAUAGGAAGUCAUAAUAGAAGAGAAAAAAAUGUUUUUUCAAAUGUUUCGUGGUUCUUUGUGUAACUCUCUUCUGUGCAUUGUGUUCCACUUUGUACAUGUCAUGCUUUUUCUUUUCUUGGAGUUUUUUUUCCUAGAAUUCCCUACAUCUGAUUGUGGGAUAUGCAUACCCCAAAGCUCCUUUAUCUUGCAUCCCAGCUCAAAACAAUCUUGUUUUCAUCUCUUCUUCCUCUCUACCUGCUUUUCCACCUUUCUGCAUGAUCCAUAUUCAAAGAAGAAAAUAAUGAGUUCUCUUAUGGCUUUGCGACCAAGUAAGCAGUUUAGUCCCUCCUGCAUAGAUGGGCUCGGGCAGUAGUGACAGCCCUUGGGUUCUAAGGGAGGCUCCAUCCCCUACCUUACUUUCCAAGCAAGGAAGGGAGAUACAUACUGGGGCUGGUGUCCUGUUUCCUGGUCCCCAGGAUCUGCUCUGUCCUCCCAGCGGGAGCAGCAAGUCCUCCAGCCACGUGGCCAUGCUGGGCUCAGGCAGCAUCAGAGUGACACGUGGACACCUGAUCAAAAUGGAAGGAACCAGCCUCACUUGGCAGCAGAGAAAGCUGAUCACCAGAAGCUGGAGUCUACUUGCCGAACACUGGGCGGGCAAUCACCUUGGUCAUGGAGGUUGUGCACAGUAUCUGGCAUGCUGGUCAGCUCCUAACGCUUUCUAUCAGCCAGCUCCUGCUGGACCCACAGUCAAGUAUUCAGCAUAUUUCCAGAACAUACAGUAUCUCUAAUAAGCACAAUUGUACAACAAAGGAGGUAUUUUGAAGCACAUUUUAUAACUAAGCACACUGAGGCCCACAGUCAAUGUUCUGGAAUCCCUCCUGAAUGACCUUGAGAAAGUGGCUUAAUCUCAGUCUUUAGGAACGACCAGAGCUGCCCAAUACCACAAAUACAUAUUGAAUGGUUACUGUGAUUUUAGAAAAAAGCAGCACAGAGACUGAAUAAGUUAUUCCCCUUGUCUUCAAAAUGCACAGGGUCUCGUAUAGCAUUUGUAUUAGUUAGCUUUUACUGUAUAACUGUAUCAAAACUUAAUGGCUCUAAAUAACACUUGUUCAUGAUUCUGAACAUCAGCAGUGGGCCUGGGCAGUUCCGGUUUGGCCCGGGCUUGGCUGAUCUAGCACUGUCUGCAGUUGCCAGUGGGUCAGCAGGGGGACAUGAAGGUAACAGGGUCACACAGCUCAUUGGGUUGGCCUGGCCUCACCCAUGUGGCAGAGGGUUCCAGGAAGAGUCAGUGGGCAGACUUCAGUGUGCAAGCAUGUCCCAGGUCGGCUUGCAUUGCAUCUGCCAAUAUUCCAUGGGCCAAAGUCAAUCACAAGGCCAGCCCAGAAUCAAGGGUGGGUAAAGCCUCUGGCAGUUAUCCUAUUGCAAGGAUGUGGGAUUGUGAAGAGGAAGAUGUUAUGACCAUCAAGGCAAUCCACAUAGCAGUGCUGUGUUGGUGUUCUGGAACAUUCAGUGAAUCUAAUGAAAUUCAUAGACCUUCUUUCUAGAAAACCAUCUCCAUCUGACCAAUUUGUUUUUAGGAUCAGGGACUCUUGAACUCCCUGUGGUCCAUCAGUGGAUUCCUGGAGGCCUUUAUCUAACGAGAAAUAGACUUGCUACCUUUCAAAAUCACUUAUGGGAAUUACAUUGGCUCGUCAUUUUAAAUUCAUUACGGAAAGAAAAAAAGCCAUAACAGAAGGCGCUGGUAGUAACUCACAGGCCAAAUGAGCAGGGUUCACCGACAGAACCCUGUGUUUGCCAAUUUUCUGAGUGAAAUUUACAGUCAGCAAUGAUCCUGGAUAAAGAGAUUUGCCCUUAUGUCUCCUAGAGAAAGCGUGACAAGCUUUUAAAUCCCUCUCCACUCACUUUCCGGUGUCUGAGAGAAAGGUCCUUAAGAGGUAGGGGCUCUGCUUGCAUCAACUUCUAAUAGAAGGCAAACAUUUAAGCUGUGGUCAACAUUUACCCAGUAUCUUCACAGCAAAAUAAUUUUGGAGAAGGGGGACGUGGAUGGAGAGCACAGUGUAAAACCUGUGUCACCAGUGACUGAUGAUUUACUCCUGCACCAGCCUUCACGACUGUGAUUUCAUUAAUCCAUAGUCAUCGUAGCGGCAGGCUUUUUUCACAUCAGUAACUUGACGCCAUUAGUUGUUCCUCUGGGAUGAGAGCACAUUUAAACUGAAAAUGAAUACAGUGGGCAUAAUUUAUAGCCAUGCCAUAUGAAUGCCAAGAGUGCAAGGAGGAAGGCUGCCUGGAAAGCUGCCUCCCUCUGGGAGCACCAAGCAGGCCUCCUCCAGCCAGCACUAGGCAGCAGAGGGUGCCCAGUGCGUCACGAGGCCAGACAGCCACAAACCACAGAGGUCCUUCUGUCAAGCUUCACUGCAGGAAUGAAAGAGAAAGGCAAAGGGGAGAAAGCCCUCCCCUGAGUUAGGUCUUGAGAAUUCUCUUCUAGCCCAAUCAGGAAAUGAUGCUGCACUCAGAGGAACCCACUGGGAUUCCACAGGAAGAAGAUUCUGGGCAUUACUUUUGGAGAUUAUAAAAUCCUAUGACAAGGAAUCAUCAGCAGAAGCCUCAGGAAGACAUUGGAGCCCUCCUUUUACCUAAGGUCUGUAAGAGAUCAGGCUGAGAAGGGUCAGCACCCCCACCCCACCCCCAGAGAGGGACAUUCCCUUAAACUUUUCAAGGCUUGGAAGCAUCAAAAUGCUAUGAUCUCACAGUCAAUGUAGUCAAAACCAAUUCAGAACAUCAAAGACCAGUUCCCUGCCUCAUAUACUGCGCUCCACACUACCAUCAUCUUUCCAGCUCUCAGCACAGAAACUGAGUCACCAACUCUCUCCUCCAACAAAGGAAUAAGUUCUGUCCAUUCGUCAUCCAAAGAGCUUUUUGCCAUUUGGGGCAUUUUUAUUCCUUACUGUCCCCAGGCUCUUUGCAGGUCCCGGCAACUCAUUCCUCAGCCCCGGCCAAGACCUCCUUACCAGUCUCACCCAUCACCCCUCCGUUCUCUUCCUCCAUCCAGAGCUGCCAGAGUCACCUCCCUAAAAUACCUGCUUCCUUGUCUCAUAACCCCUCUGCUCCAAAGCUUACAGUGGCUCCCCACUGCCACUAGACUCAAAGUCCAGUCUUCAGACUGGCAUCCAUGGUCCCAAACAGCUGAAUCUUAGACUUCCUGUUCCCCAUGUGCACUGCCACUCUAGCUGGGUCAGUACCUGCCCGCCCCCCCCCACAAUCCUCCCCAUUCCCUGAAUCACGCCCUCUUCUUUGUCACUUUCUUGUUUGUUCAUACUGACUAAAAAAUCCCUUCUCCAUCUGUCUAAACCUGAGCAGUUCUCAAAAACCUAGCCUGAACCUCCUUCCUCCUGUACCUUUCCUUCUUUUUAAAUGAAAUAUGGUCUGGCCUGUAACUGUUCUGUAACCCCUCUCAUCUGCAAUUAUCCUAUGCAGUGUUCAAGUCCUAUCAGCUUUGGCUCUUGGGAUUUCUUCAGGUUGAAUGUCCUAUGUGUUCCUAUCACUUUGGAAACACCUUUUACUCAGAGGUACAACAGGAUGUUUCAGACUCACUUUAUACUUUCCCAUUCAGACUUGGAACUAGCUGUUCUUUAAGGAGCCUUGGUCUUGUUUAAAUUUUUAAAUUUUUUUCUACAGUUAUAUGUCCUUAGGCAAAAAAAUGUAUUGUCACAACACUGUGUUUAAAAGUUUACUUAUUCUUUUCAGUGUGGUUAUAGAAUCCAUUUGAUAUCCACUUAGAUUUUUUCUAUUCAACUGUAAGGUUUUCCCCAUUACUGCUUUAUAUUGGUAUAUAAAAAUCAAUAUAAAUGCAUAAUAUAAGCAUAUAUUUUGCUGUUACAAAUAAUGCCAUAAUGAAUAACCUUGUGCAUAUGGUUUUUUUGUAUUGCUGGAGAUGUGUCUUUAGGAUAAUUUCCCAGAAGUGAAAUUACUGAGUCAAGGGUAAAUGCAUAUGUAAUUUUUUUAGGUAAUGUCAAAUUUACCUUGAGAGGGGUUAUAUAACAAUGCCUGCUUCCACCUCAGUCUUGCCAACAUAAUGAGUUUUUCGGCUUUUCAAUUUUUUGCUAGGCUGAUGGCUAUAUUAGUAUAUUUUUCAUUUUCUUUUGGUGGAGUUUGAUGUCUUCAAAUAUUUAAAAGCUUUUUGUCUAAUUUUUUGUGAACUAUAUUUACAUGUCUUUUGUCAUUUUUCUUUUAGAUUUUUUGGGCCUUUUUUCCUUUAUCUUUAGUUGUGUCUAUAUUAGGAGGAUU
Messenger RNA from Nyctereutes procyonoides (raccoon dog), 8262 nucleotides. RefSeq names its product SET and MYND domain containing 3 (gene SMYD3). NCBI's taxonomy places the organism in Eukaryota, Metazoa, Chordata, Mammalia, Carnivora, Canidae. Gene Ontology annotation, molecular function: protein binding; histone H4 methyltransferase activity. Bases 2183 to 3469 code for a protein of 428 amino acids. Gene Ontology annotation, cellular component: nucleus. The record is from RefSeq and is a predicted model, not a curated record. The transcript has 13 exons.